AUGACCCCCAAGGUACAAUACUCGCCAUGUUCUGAUUCAACCGAUGCAUUGGAGAAGGAUACGAAUCCUGAAGAAUGCGGAUUUCUAUUUCCAUCCAACAAUAGAGGUCUUAAGUGGGGGGGUCGAUCUAACGUCUGGCACCAGGUGCUAUCUGUCACGAUUUUCACCCUGCUGACAGUCUUGGUGAUUCUCACUGGAACGUUACUGUUCUGGUUCAAAUCAUCUUCCCUCGGUCAUCCAGAUGGGCCAAGCCAGUUGGAUUAUUUCCUCUACUCCCCGUCGGGCGACAAGCAGCAUCCGGAGAUGGUGGAGAAAAUCUACCACGAUUAUCACGAUGACUUCCUGAAUUUUAAUACCACAAUAUCUCAACAACACUGGCGAAGUCUUUUCCCGGUGGGAGAAGGUAUGAUCGGCUUGACCGACCAACAGGUCAUUGAUAUGGAUCUCCAUCAUUCCGUUCGUGGCGUGUCAGACCCGAAGAGACACAUCUACCUGGUGGCCGCAUUUCACCAACUGCAUUGCUUAAGCCAAGCGCGAUCGAUCAUCAUGCAUCUCUUCCAGGACCCAAAUUAUACCAUCCGUGAAGCCACCUAUCAUCACACCAUGCACUGUGUGGAUAUUGUGCGCCAGGCGCUGAUGUGUGCCUCGGACUCGACCCUUAUCUGGAAGGAAUAUGACGUGAAAUGGCCUGGAGAGGGAGGAACGAGGGUCUGCCGGAACUUCGAUGCGUUAACCCAAUGGGUGGUUGACCAUCAAUAUGUGUCUCAGUCGUUUGACCCCGCUCUCCUACCACACACAGAAUAUUGA
Penicillium digitatum Pd1 is the source of this 807-nucleotide messenger RNA. The record is from RefSeq and is a predicted model, not a curated record. Lineage: Eukaryota; Fungi; Ascomycota; Eurotiomycetes; Eurotiales; Aspergillaceae.